This is a messenger RNA of Hordeum vulgare subsp. vulgare (domesticated barley), 2159 nucleotides long. RefSeq names its product probable GTP-binding protein OBGC2. The record is from RefSeq and is a predicted model, not a curated record. NCBI's taxonomy places the organism in Eukaryota, Viridiplantae, Streptophyta, Magnoliopsida, Poales, Poaceae. Gene Ontology annotation, cellular component: mitochondrion. Gene Ontology annotation, molecular function: GTPase activity; GTP binding; chromatin binding.
UCGCGCAGGGCCGAGAGAGAGAGAGAGGAAAAAGAAAAAAAGAGAGAGAGCUCGCUCCCAUUCCCGUCCCCAUCCCAUCCCAUCCCACCCCCUCCCCCUCGUCGGAGCCGCGCCGCCGCCGCCUCCCAAUCCGCCGCCGCCGCCGCCCAUGUCAAAGACGCCGGGGAAGUCGCCGCGGACGCCGCGCCGGACCCUGGAGUCCUACACCAUCAAGGGAUCCGACGGCGUCAUCCGCCCUGGAGACUCUGUGCUCAUGAAGGCGCCCGACUCAUCAAAGCCUCCAUAUGUGGCCAAGAUUGAGGAAAUCGAGGCAGCAGGACCUCGGGGCGCAAAUGUCAAGGUUAAAGUGCGGUGGUACUACCGGCCAGAAGAGUCUAUUGGUGGGCGGAGGCCAUUCCAUGGCGAAAAGGAGGUGUUCCUCUCCGACCACCAAGAUGUGCAGAGUGCUGACACCAUAGAGUGCAAGUGCAAUGUCUACAGCUUCCGGGACUACACCAAGCUUGCUGCUGUCAAUCCUGAGGACUAUUUUUGCCGCUUCGAGUACAAGUCAAUCACAGGCAGCUUUGUGCCUGACCGCAUAGCUGUGUUUUGCAAGUGUGAGAUGCCAUACAACCCUGACGAUCUUAUGAUCCAGUGUGAGGAAUGCUCUGAUUGGUUUCACCCUGCUUGUAUUGGAAAGACCAUAAAAGAAGCAAAGAAGCUUGAGAAUUUUACAUGCGAAGGUUGCGUUGCUGAAAAUGGAAAUGCGAAUGGAGUCAAGAAUGAAAAUUCGCAUGAAUCUACAGGCGAGUCAGAUGAGAAGGUUACGUGUUUGACUGAUGAUGCCUUGCCUGCUCGCAAUUGCAUUGCAGGUACCGUUGUGAGGCGCAAGAAGGGGUCUGUUCUUGCUGAUUUGGCCCACCCUGGUGAUGAGGUGCUCGUCGCCAGGGGUGGACAGGGCGGGAUCAGCUUGAUCGAUGCGCCCGAUUACAAAAGAGGGAAAGCCAUGGCUUUAUCGCCUAAUGUCAUGCGUGAUGUUACUGAUAAGGUAUUAACGCAUGGCCAGCCUGGUGAGGAAAUAAGCUUGGAAUUAAUCUUAAGGGUGGUUGCAGAUGUUGGCCUAGUGGGACUUCCAAAUGCUGGAAAAUCAACACUUCUAUCAGCUAUAACACUUGCAAGACCAGACAUUGCGGACUAUCCAUUUACUACAUUAAUGCCAAAUCUUGGCCGGCUUGGUGGAGAUCCCACUUUAGGGGCGUUGCAGUUUUCCUCUGGAGCAACAUUGGCAGAUUUGCCAGGUCUUAUUGAGGGCGCUCAUCUGGGCAAGGGUCUUGGUCGCAAUUUCUUGAGACAUUUGAGGAGAACGAGAGUAAUCGUCCACGUCGUUGAUGCUGCUGCUGAUGACCCUGUUAAUGAUUAUAAGAUUGUCAGAGAAGAAUUAAGGAUGUAUAACCCCAAAUACCUGGAGCGACCUUAUGUUGUGGUUCUGAACAAGAUUGAUCUUCCUAAGGCCCAAGAUAGGUUAUCUUCAUUAGCACUUGAAAUAUCUUCAGUAGGCUGUGAAGAAAGCCACGACAAAAAUGCCAGCAAAGAAAAGCUAAAUGUGAACUUCAACAGACACCAUAUGUCAGAAGACGAUGAUAAGGAACUUGGGGACUAUCCAAGACCUCAAGCUGUAAUCGGUGCAAGCGUACUAAGGCGCAUCGGGAUCGACGAGAUGCUGAAGGAGAUCAGGACAGCCCUGGGAAAAUGCUCAGAUCACAUGUUACCAGGACCAUGAAUCUGAAAGUCUGCACGCUGGAGCCCUUAACAUCAGUCCAACACCUGGAAAGGAUCGAGCGGGAUCGAUUGGUUCUUCAACAACAGCGGCAGUCGAGUCUGUCCUUGGCUCAUGACGGCGUUAGCAAUUCCUGGAGGACAAAAACUACCAGUUUGAUUGUCCAAAAUCCUAUUGCGGAGCGCUUCAGUGUCUGCCGCGUUAGCUUGAGGACGAGCAGUUGCAGAUAUCCAGACUACACCUCCAUCUGUAUUCCAUGCUAGAGAUAGAAAGAAAUCAGUUGUGAAAUAUUGAAAAACUAAUGAGGACUCAUAUAUAUACUCCGUAUUUGUCUGCACGUAUUAGUGAAGAUUUGAAAAUCAUAUCUUCCGUACUAAAUAAAUGACUAGUAGAAAUUCGUCUA